AUGUAUUUGGCCGUCGUCGAGGUCGCCGUCGCCGUCGUUGUCGCCGUCGUUAUUGCCGUUGUCGCCGUCGCCGUCGUUGCCCCGUCAACCGGGAAGUAUACCUUACUUUAUGUUAAGCUAUCGGCCGGGUCCAAACGCCAACGUGAGGACCUCGUCCAGUCGGGCAUCGAAAAUGCCAUAAGGCGUGACAGUUGUUAA
Molecule: messenger RNA, 198 nt
Organism: Geosmithia morbida
Lineage: Eukaryota; Fungi; Ascomycota; Sordariomycetes; Hypocreales; Bionectriaceae
Exons: 2
Coding region: 1-198 (65 amino acids)
Source: RefSeq, a predicted model, not a curated record